This is a messenger RNA of Elgaria multicarinata webbii, 782 nucleotides long. RefSeq names its product DR1 associated protein 1 (gene DRAP1). Gene Ontology annotation, molecular function: protein heterodimerization activity; RNA polymerase II general transcription initiation factor activity; core promoter sequence-specific DNA binding. Gene Ontology annotation, cellular component: negative cofactor 2 complex; nucleus. Lineage: Eukaryota; Metazoa; Chordata; Lepidosauria; Squamata; Anguidae. Gene Ontology annotation, biological process: transcription by RNA polymerase II. The record is from RefSeq and is a predicted model, not a curated record. The transcript is spliced from 7 exons. The coding region runs from base 78 to 728 and encodes 216 amino acids.
CCGCCGCCGCCUCGGAUCCGGCUCUUUGCUCGCUUGCAAGGCCCGGCAGGAGCAGCGGGGAGGACCAGGAGGCGGCCAUGCCGAGCAAGAAGAAGAAAUACAACGCGCGCUUCCCGCCGGCCCGAAUCAAGAAGAUAAUGCAGACCGACGAAGAAAUCGGCAAGGUGGCCGCCGCUGUGCCGGUGAUCAUUUCUCGGGCUCUGGAGCUCUUUCUCGAAUCCUUACUGAAGAAGGCCUGCCACGUGACGCAGUCCAGAAACGCCAAGACCAUGACCACGUCGCAUCUGAAACAAUGCAUAGAGCUGGAACAACAGUUUGACUUCUUGAAGGACCUCGUUGCCUCCGUGCCGGAUAUGCAAGGAGAGGCGGAAGACAACCACAUGGAGGGGGAGAAGGUCUCCAGGAGGGGCCGGAGACCUGGCAGCGGGCGGAAGAACGGUGGCACGGCAGGGAAAGGAAGGGAUCCGAAGCAAUCCGGCACGGACUCGGAGCAAGAGGAUGACUCAGAAGACAGUGAGAGCAACGGAGAAGAGGAAGUCUCCCAGACGGUCCCCCCUGCACGAUCCGCCAUGCACCUCCCCACCGCUCCAGCCCCGUAUCUGCAUUUCACCUCCCCACCGGUUCCCACCGUCCCCCUGCCUGUCUCUGCCCCAACAGGGGUGAUGUCCGUGGUGCCCGCGCCGCUUGCGCCGGUCCAAGAAGACGAAGAGGAAGAUUACGACUCCUAACCCCCGUUCCCUUUUUCGCUGCUGCCACUUUGGGAGGGGGGGGUGGAAGGGAGG